Molecule: messenger RNA, 561 nt
Organism: Meloidogyne enterolobii
Lineage: Eukaryota; Metazoa; Nematoda; Chromadorea; Rhabditida; Meloidogynidae
Source: the annotation of a GenBank genome assembly
UUAACAUAUUUCUCUAAUAAACAAACAACCUUCUCUUUUUGACCCUUUAAAAUAUGGAAGAGGCCAAAGUUGAUUCUUUCGUUGACUCUAAAGAAGAGGAAGACAUUCAACAAGACUUUGACAAAUCUGAAACUGAGACCAAACUUAAUUCUUCGUCUACUAAUUUGGUUGUAGAAGAAGAAGAAUACAAUAUGGACAAAUCUAAUGCUAAGAAUAAUUCUUUGACUCAGCAGGACAAUGCUCAACUUGGUAUCCAAACACCCAAAGAGAAUAUGCAAAAGGUUGAUGGGCAACAGGGAAAGGAUCGUACUAAGGACUCUAAUGUGAUGGCUGCAAAUGCCGCAGAUAAGCAUGCUGAAUACGUUGGCGGGAAGCUCAAGCGGCUUGGCGAGACGGGUCCUGUUCAGAAGGUAAAAAUACUGCUACAGUAGACCUUUGGGCUUAAAAAUUGUAUCUUAAGAACAGUUGGAACUCCCCCUCUUUUUUCCGUUUUUGUAAAUUUGAGCAUUUUUGUGCAUUUUCUUGUUUAAAAAUUUUCUGAGGAAGGAGAGUAAAAUUGAG